AUCCCCGCCCAUUCUGGGCAGGUGCCCAGGUCGCCCCGGGGCCCGGAACGUUGGUGCCGCGGCGCGCGGGUCUGGGGGGGAGGAGGGCUAGGGAUGCACAACGCGGAAGUGAGCCGGGCCGCAGUCAGAUCCGGGGAGGAAGGAUGGAUGAAGUCGGGGGCUGCCGCCGGGAGUCGGGGCUCGUCCCCGCUCCUUGGUCCCUGUGAACGGCGGGAAGGAGCCGCCGGGGACUCGCGCUGUAUCUGCCCCGGGGUGUCUGGGCUGAGCUAGGGCGGGACCCCAGGCCUAGGAGAGCCACCCCCCCCCGGGGGGGGCGCCUUGGGACAGCGGGGGAGGCUCCGGGGCUCCCUGCGAGGGGGUGAGGGAUGCUCAGGGCACAAGCCUGAGCUGGGAGUCCUUAGGUAGAGAAGCCACUGGGGGGCUCGGGGUGUCCCGUGCAGGCCGAAGGGGAGUCCAGGAAUCCGGGGACCCCUGGCAGUGCGGGGGGGAGCUGAAGACUCGGGGCUGGGGCCCCUGGGAGUGCAGGGAGGGCCCUUGAAGGCUCGGGGCUGGGACCCCUGGGGGUGCUGAGGGGUCCCGUGACAGCUCUGCGGGGAGUCCAGGGGGGCCCUAGAAGUAGAGCCAUGGCCACCCGGCGUUUAACAGACGCGUUCUUGUUGUUGCGGAACAACGCGAUCCAAAACCGGCAGCUGCUGGCCGAGCAACUUGCUGAUGAUCGCAUGGCACUAGUAUCAGGGAUCAGUUUAGAUCCCGAAGCAGCAGUUUGUGUAACAAAGCGGCUACCCCCCAAAUGGGUUGAUGGAGUGGGAGAAGUUCAGGAUGAUAUCAGCAGGAUUAAACAGAAGAUGAAAGAAUUAGCCAGUCUUCACGACAAAUAUUUAAACAGACCUACUUUGGAUGAUAGCAGCGAAGAAGAACAUGCAAUAGAAAUUACUACCCAAGAGAUCACACAGCUAUUUCACAGAUGCCAGAGAGCAGUCCAGGCCUUGCAGAGCAGGUCACGUAAUUGUACAGAACAAGAAGAACGUGUUCUCAGAAACAUAGUGUCUUCCUUAGCACAGUCCCUUCAGGACCUAUCCACCAACUUUAGGCAUGCACAGUCUGACUAUCUCAAACGAAUGAAAAAUCGAGAAGAAAGAGCCAAGCAUUUCUUUGAUACGUCAGUCCCGCUUAUGGAUGAUGGAGAGGACAGUACUCUUUAUGAUCGGGGUUUUACAGAUGACCAGUUAGUAUUGGUGGAACAAAACACAUUAAUGGUGGAAGAGCGGGAAAGAGAAAUCCGCCAGAUUGUACAAUCAAUCUCUGAUCUCAAUGAAAUAUUUAGGGACCUUGGAGCAAUGAUAGUGGAACAGGGUACAGUUCUGGACAGAAUUGACUACAAUGUUGAGCAGUCGUGUGUAAAAACUGAAGAGGGAUUGAAACAAUUACAUAAGGCUGAACAAUAUCAGAAGAAGAAUCGGAAGAUGUUUGUCAUUUUAAUUUUAUUUGUAAUAGUAAUUGUACUUAUUGUUGUUCUUGUUGGUGUAAAGUCACACUAGGUAACAGCUCUAUGAUUUUCUUAUUUUUGUGUGUAUGUAAUUAUUUUUCCUAAUCUGAAUGGAUGGACCUGCACUCCUGAAAGUUGCCUUUGAAUGUAUAAGCCCUAGUGGUACAAAGUCUGUGCAAUGUUUCAGUAGAACUCUUUUCAUAAUACAUGCUUCGGUGAUACCAGAGGUGUUCGUAAAACUUGUACAGAAAAUGCCAGGUCACUUGAUAAUGCUACCAAAUUGGUCAUCCAGUUCUUUAUCCAAACAUAUUUGGAAUACUGUGCAGUAUUUUAAAAAAAUUAUGGAAAAUAAGAGUAGAAGUUUACAAGAAAGUACAAUAAUUAGUAUUUCACUGUGUGCAAAAAAGUGUACUGUUCUUUGUAGUCUUAUGUUGCAAUUUUGUAAACUAUAAAGGUUUUUAUGGGACUAUGAUUUGGAGGUUAAAUGCCUUAAAAGAUGCACAAAAUUCUAACUGUUUGAUUUCACCUACUUUUCUCCAAACUUUAAAAAAAUAUAUUUGGAUUGACUAUUAAAAAAGAAACCUCUUAAAACAGAGCAUAAUUAAACCCCUGUGAUCUUAAUUUAGAUUUUGCAUCGUUAGUAAUUAUCAAGAUAGUACUUAAAAGUGUAAAUAACAAGACUUAAUCACUGGUAUAAUUUAACACAGUUAAUUUAUAGUUAAUUAAAAUAGCUUCCUAAGCCUAAGUAAUCAUAGGGAUAAUUUUUCCUCAUCAAAAAGAUCAUGCAUGAUAUUUACUAUUGCAAAUUUCUUGGUUAUAUAUUAAGUACAGCCAGCUACAUUAAAAUAGUUUUAAUGGUUUGAGCUAAACGUGCAAUAGAAAGAAAAUUCUCCAUUUAGCCACCUGUAUCCUUCAUCUAUUUCCCUCCAUCAGGUGUCCCACAACAGUGGAUGGUAGGCUGUCUUCACGUACAAGUGGUCCCAAACAUUUACAGUGCAUCUAUCCAUACACUCAACCUAAAUAAGUAUUUCAGUAUGGGUACAAUAUGUAGUGCAGUCAUUGCCCCAGGCCAGACUUUGUAAGGGGACAAGUUUAAGAUGCAGUGUUGACCAUGAUUAAAAUGAUGUACUGGUAUGAGCAUUCAUCAGACCUCUGGUGCAGGAUUUCUGGCUUGCUGUGAUUCUGCAGCAGUACAAUUUGCUGUAGGUCAGGGGAGAGAGAGAAGAGAAAUCUUGAGCAGUGGGAUAUUAAUGGUUUAAUAUGGUCCAAAGUGUUGCACAAUUUUAGGGGCAUUGCUUUAAUAUUUUUAACAAGGCUUUUCUGUAUUGAAUAUUUGGUUUCUCUAAGAGGGUAUAGCUUGUACUAAAGGCACUUUCUGUUCCGAUUUGUGCUUGCAGUGAUGUUGUGCCCAAAGCCACUGAAGCUCAGGUACACAAUAUAAUGAUUCUAAAAUUGGACAAGCUCUUCAGUCAUUAAGGUGUUUAGGGUAUCUGUUUACUUGCUGGGAUACUUCAGUGUCAGUUCCAAAUCUCUAGGUGUUAUGUAUGGCAAAUUAAACCAGACCGAUUUACUCUGAUGGAAAGAGAUCCACUCAUGAAGUGGAUAUUCUCGCCUCCCCUCUCCUGCCAACCCCUUUCUCCUCUGCCUUCCCCCAUGCCACUGAAGAAUUGGUAUUAGUAGCCGCAAGGCAGAGGAGACACAUGGAUGUCCUUCAUAAUGGAUAAUGGGUGUUUUCUCUAUUAAAAAUGGAGAAGAUAUUGCAGGCUAAAGAGAGAAAUCCCUAGCAUGUGCUUAAGUUGCUGCCUUUUGCAAGAUGAGUGUGCCAGGGAACUUCCUUGGAACUGGAUUAAUUUUCACUUUUUAUUAAUAGUCUCCCUUGGUUGGGAGAAGCAUUUGUCCUUUAUGAAUCAUGCAGAUGAUAGGAGACUAAUGGGGAGGAGGUUCAUUAGAGUAUUGUGACUGACUUUAUGAGGGCAGAACCCUACCUAAUACACAGUAUCUUAUGAAAUGGGAUAGAAUUCCGAGCAAAUAGUUUGCCUGCAUGCAGCACCAUGACCCACAGGGUUACACACUACAGACAUUUUCAGGAUAACUGCGGACUAAUGGAGUUCUUGCUGAUUAAAGUGAGAGCUCAUACUUGGAAAAUGCUUAUUUGAUAUGGGGAAUAGGGCAAAAUAAAUUUACUGAGGGGCUGGAUGGUUCUUUGGAUCGGUGAUGGAAUAUGUGGAGCCAUUCACCUGUAGGUUACUGGUUGAAAUCCGUUCCAAGUUUGGUAACAACCUUUAGUUACCUCCACCUGAUGGAUAAUUCAUCGCCUAUGUGGAAUAAGAUGAUAGUUUCAGGCCCAUUUCACAAACUGGCACUAAUUGGCACACUUUGCAAAUCUUAACUGAUAGGCCAAUGAGACUGGACUAUCCUCUGGCCUUGAAAUGUGGGACAGUGUGGGAAUCCAUGCACUGCUUCUACUCCCACUAUUUGUUUUCUGGGUAAAAAUGAGUUUGGUCUCCAGAAACUGCCAAUCUAGACUUUUCACCAGCACUAAAUUCACACACACAAUUUGUAAAAGGUAGAAUAAAAUUCUUUAUUUUUGUAGCUGGUGUGCAGCUCCCCAGUGUUGGCAUUGAUCUUUUUGAUGAUAGUGCCUACAACUACUGUCUCCUAAGUGUGAUACUGCUACCUGAAUCACUUGGUGCGAAGCAGUAAACACUGCUUUAAUUUAAUUUACUGUAUUGCAACUUUCACUCAAAGAUGUUAUUUAUUUCUGCCUUGACCAGUGCUUUUGUUGUUUUAUUCUAGCUGAUUAAUUUAGACAUAAUAAAACAACAACAUUUCCAAAUUAACUGGUUAAUUGUUAUUCAUUUUUCUUACAUAUUUAUACUAAAAUAAAAUAGUUAAGCACUUACUUUGUUGUUUCUUAAACAAAAAUAAUUUUGUGUUUGUAGUCUGUCAAAUUUAAUGGAAGCAGUAAUGACAUAGAAGAUCCUGGAAAAUUAGUGCUCUUUUUAACUAAUGUUAAAUCUCAUGUAGCAUAAACACUUUACUAUACGUAGCCAAAAUUAGGAAAGGAACAGCAUUCAUCUAUAAGUAUUGCUGAAAUGGAAGUAAUGGCCUAAUCAUGCUAAAAUGAUAGAAAAUAUUUAACAAAUGUGAACAUUUUAAAUAGAGGUGCACAUUUUAUACACAGUGCAAAUGACAUGUUUAAGCUCAGAUACACUGUCAAGCAUAAUUUAUGAUGAGCUAGAAAUUGUUGAAGCUGAUGUAUAGUGAUACUGUGUUUAUCUGAGAGAGUGGAUCUUUGAUAGGAUUUUAUUUCCUAUAUCAUUCCAAAUGUCUGAAUUUCAUUAUAAUCCCUCCUAGAUACUUAUUCAGGGCCAAAGCAUAGUCGUUUAUGCAAGGCUGGAAUAAUCUGUCUUUAAUCUCCUGGAGGUUAAAAACGGAUGGUAUUACCCUUCUAACCUAGGCUGUGGAGCAGCUGUACAGCCACAACAGCCCGUGAGCUGUAUCAGAAGUUGUUACACCUACACAGAGGAUUUGGGCCAUUGGAUCAGCAUAAUCUCAUCAACCUAUUGGCCAUGCCUCUAACCUCCCUUGCAUGCUGUGGAGAAAGCCAAUGCAAUGUAUUCUAUGGCAGGUGGGGUGUCCACCUCUUCCUGGUCUCCAGACACCUCCCUAUCUGUAGUGGAGCCCCAGGAUAUGUUCAGAAUCUGCUGUGGGCACAAAGGGCAGAGUGGGAGAACGUGUUAGGAUUCAGUCCUUGAUGUGGAAAGCUAUUUAGCUGAGAAGGCAGACACCUGCAAGAGCCAGCAGAAUAAACAUUGCAAGAAUGUGUUCUCCAAGAAUGCAAGGCUCUCUUUACCUGUCCUGAAUACAUCCCUGGCCUACAGGUCUCCUUGGCCAGCCUAUUGACUUGUAUUAAAAUUCUCCACUUAAACACAAACAAGCUUACAAAAAUGACCAAAUCUACAUUUAAGUGUAAAUCAAACUUAUUAGAAUCAAACUUCAUUAAAUGUUUGAAAACUGCAAAGUCUUGUAAGCUACUGUCAAUAGAAUAUUAGGUGCCACUUUGACCCCUCUCUAAAAACUGAAAAUGUGUACUGGUUCUCCUUAAAACACACAAUGUAAGCAUUAACACCACUUCUAGGCCUCAGGGCCUAAUUGGCAGUGGAAUGAUGACUAAUGGUUUAGUGUUCACUGGGGCUUUUUAAUGUAGGAUAUAACAAACUGAAGUGUUUGAUAUUUGCUGUAUGCGCUCUGUUAUGAAACUUUAAUUUUAUCUGUUUUGCUUAACUUUUACAAAUCUUCUGGCUUUCAGUACAGCCAUGCACCGUACAUAAGGAAACAAGAGGUGACAAACAGUUAGCAUUUUGAUUUUGCUAAAGAAAACAUAGUAAAAUAAUUUUAUCUACCAAAAAACCCUCUCAUGUCCUGUGUAAUCUGCAAAGAGGUAUUAAUGCAAACCGGUCCUUAGAGUAUAUCUUUGUUAGUGCAUGAGGCAUCAGAAUGAAAAGUUACACUCUAUUUGUCAAAAUAGAGCUUUAUGAGUUGGUUGAGGAAAGCUUCUGGGAUUUUGUGUAUAUUGUAAUUUAUCCACUUGUAAUUAGAAGAAAUUACAUUGUUUUGGGGGGAGAGGAAGAAAAAGCAAAUUAUCUGACAACAUAAUUUGGGUUUAACAGCCUAGUUUUUGAGCUAGACUAAAUGUAAAAUAUGUACAUUCCAAAGGGGUUUGCAAACUUGAGAUCUCUUCUGUUUAUCCCUAACGGUUUCAUUGUAAGAAAACUUUGGUAAAAGAUUGGGACAA
Molecule: messenger RNA, 6284 nt
Organism: Chelonia mydas (Green sea turtle)
Lineage: Eukaryota; Metazoa; Chordata; Testudines; Cheloniidae
Gene: STX16
Product: syntaxin 16
Exons: 8
Coding region: 624-1538 (304 amino acids)
Biological process (GO): vesicle-mediated transport; vesicle fusion; intracellular protein transport
Cellular component (GO): SNARE complex; membrane; endomembrane system
Molecular function (GO): SNARE binding; SNAP receptor activity
Source: RefSeq, a predicted model, not a curated record